Dreissena polymorpha is the source of this 1381-nucleotide messenger RNA. RefSeq lists its product as uncharacterized. NCBI's taxonomy places the organism in Eukaryota, Metazoa, Mollusca, Bivalvia, Myida, Dreissenidae. Gene Ontology annotation, biological process: protein polyubiquitination; proteasome-mediated ubiquitin-dependent protein catabolic process. Gene Ontology annotation, molecular function: ubiquitin protein ligase activity. The record is from RefSeq and is a predicted model, not a curated record. The transcript has a single exon. The coding region runs from base 1 to 1224 and encodes 407 amino acids.
AUGACACAUGACUCAGGCACUAGACGCGUUUUUAGAGAAAUAAGGGACAAUAUAAAAGCUUGCCAACGCGAAAAAUCUGUUAUCGAAGAAGAUUCGCAGAACACGGUGCGAGCUAUUCAGGCUCAUAUUCAGAAUUUGAAAGAAGAACUAGAUGCAUACGGUCAGAAAUUGAUCAAAGAGGUUUUAGAAAAUGAGAGCAAAGCGAUCGCGACUCUUGGAAAGAAAAUCGACGACGGGGAAAGAAAUGAGAAAGCACUUAAGGUGUCAAUGGCUACUUUAAAACAGAUAUCAGAACGACUUAGAGAUGUAGACAUCAUAAACAAGUAUGACAGUCUAAAAGCAACAAUUACAGAAGCAAAACGUUCCAGCAAAUCCCUACCGGUACAGUCAGUGCGAAUUAAAUACAAGCCUUUGAUACAGUCAAUCAAACCUCUAAUGGGAAGGAUUCAGACGAAAACGUCACUGAAGAAGCCGUUAGAUUACAUAGAAAUUUGUUCUCUGAACUUUCAGAAGUUUGUAAGCGCAAUAUGCCCAAUAGAUGAAAACAAGGCGUGGGUAGGGUACAGGAAGUUCAUUCAGCUGUGCGCAAAUGAUGGCUCGCAAGGAACGCGCGUUGACAUGGAGGAGACUGUUGUAUCCAUAGCCACCACAUCUUCUGGUGCAAUUGUUGUUUGUUGCAAGGCCAGUGUCAAAGCCCUUCUAAACAAACCGGCGCACAAAGUUCUUUUCCACCUUGUGCACGAGCCAAGUGAUAUGGUCGUGAACGAAAAUGACAAUCUUAUCGUCUGCUUUAAAGAGGCCAAGAAAGUCACCGUGUUCUCCAUACGCGGUAAACCGCUGCAAGAGAUGGAUGUUAGAAACCUAGGUUUCCGCUUUGGAUUUCGAAUGAACGACCCUUGGAAACUCGCCUUAGAUGAUAACCAGAAUGUCUACCUGACGGACUAUUUGUCGGAGACGAUAGUCGUGUAUGACCGGUACUUCGAACUUAAAACGGCGUUCGCGAGUAACGUGUAUCGUAACGCGUCGUUGUGUUGCAGCCGCGGACUACUUUUCGUCGCGGACUACAAACGCGACUGCGUGCAGAUUCUCUCCGAAUCCGGGGAUUUACUGCAAACCUGUCAAACGUCCGCUAUCGGCUCGCCAUCUAGCAUUGCCGUGGACAAAACCGGAAGUUUGUGGCUUGGAUCUUUGAGUGGACAGGUCAAAGUUUAUUCUAAGCGAUGAUUGGUUGAUGCGACCUGUUUUCCAAGCGAUGAUUGGUUGAUGCGACCUGUUUUCCAAGCGAUGAUUGGUUGAUGCGACCUGUUUUACAAGCGAUGAUUGGUUGAUGCGACUUGUUCUCCAAGCGAUGAUUGGUUGAUGCGACCUGUUUUCCAUGCGA